Messenger RNA from Raphanus sativus (radish), 2458 nucleotides. RefSeq names its product pentatricopeptide repeat-containing protein At3g49740. Gene Ontology annotation, molecular function: RNA binding; protein binding. The coding region runs from base 124 to 2301 and encodes 725 amino acids. Gene Ontology annotation, biological process: RNA modification. Gene Ontology annotation, cellular component: intracellular membrane-bounded organelle. The record is from RefSeq and is a predicted model, not a curated record. The transcript has a single exon. NCBI's taxonomy places the organism in Eukaryota, Viridiplantae, Streptophyta, Magnoliopsida, Brassicales, Brassicaceae.
GGCAAACGACGUCGUUGCGCGGCCAUGCGACGACACCGUUUCGUGUUUUUAAUUCUUCUUAUAAACCCUCCUCUAAUUUUGAAUAAUAAUGACCCAAACUCUCCGACAACGACACACAACUAGAUGAGAAAAGCUCUAUGUUUAACAGAAAGCCUAUCACCAACCUCAACCACCUUGCUCGAUCUCAACCGCCGACUAACCGCUCUCACCCGCUCCGGCUCAAACGCAAACGCUCUCAACCUCUUCGCCGACAUCCACCGCUCCACAACCCUAAAUCCAGAUCACUACACCCUCUCCUCCGCCAUCACCGCCGCUUCCCACCUCCGCGACCCCACCGUCUCCGGCGGCCAACUACACUCCUACGCCGUCCGCUCGGGUCUAUCCCGCCACUCCCACGUCUCCAACACGCUUCUCUCCCUCUACGCGGGGACCUCACUACUUUCCCUUAAGAAGAGCUUCCUAGAGAUCGAACACCCCGAUGUCUACUCGUGGACGACGCUUCUCGCCGCGUGCUUCAAGCUCGGGGAAAUCGAUUACGCCUUCAAGGUGUUCGACGAAAUGCCUGAGAGAAACAACGCCGCGGUGUGGAACGCGAUGAUUACUGGUUGUAAGGAGAAAGGGUAUUAUGGAACGAGUAUGGAGCUGUUUCGUGAGAUGCACGUGGUCGGUGUUGGGCAUGAUAAGUUCGGGUUCUCUACUGUGUUGAGCGUGUGUUGCUUGCGUUUCGGUAGGCAGGUGCAUUCUCUGGUCGUAAAGGCUGGGUUUUUAUCUGCUUCUUCUGUUGUUAACGCCGUUAUAACGAUGUAUUUUAACGGCGGGGUUGUUAGCGACGCUUGUUCGGUGUUUGAAGAAGCUGGUGUUGGUGUUCGUGAUCAGGUCACUUUCAACGUGGUUAUUGAUGGUUUGGCGGGUUUGAGAAGAGGAGAGCCUUUGCUUGUGUUUAGAGAGAUGCUAGAGUCUGGUCUUAGACCUACUGAUUUGACUUUUGUGAGUGUGAUGAGUUCGUGUUCGUGUGCUGGUAUGGGACGCCAAGUACAUGGACUAGCUAUCAAGACAGGGUACGAAGAGUAUACUUUGGUUAGCAAUUCGGCGAUGUCAAUGUACUCUUCUUUUGAGGAUCUUGUGGCGGCGAGAAAGGUUUUCGAGUCGCUGCGAGAGAAAGAUUUGGUUACUUGGAAUACGAUGAUCUCAGGGUAUAACCAAGCGAGGUUGGGCGAGUCUGCGGUGUCGGUGUACAAGCGAAUGCAUGGAAUCGGAGUUAAACCGGAUGAGUUUACUUUCGGGAGUCUUUUAGCAAGCUCUCUAGAUUUAGAUGCUUUGGAGAUGGUUCAAGCGUGUGUGAUCAAGUUUGGUCUCAGUUCGAAGAUGGAAGUUUCCAACGCGUUGAUCUCUGCCUACUCUAAGCAGAGUGAGAUAGCAAAAGCUGAUCUAAUAUUCGGAGGAGCUCCGAAGAAGAAUCUAAUCUCAUGGAACGCGAUGAUCUCAGGGCUUUACCAUAACGGGUUACCUUUUGAAGGUUUGAAAAGAUUCUCUAGGUUGCUAGAAACAGAGGUUCUAGUCUUACCUGACGCGUAUACUCUCAGCAUUCUCUUGAGCAUCUGCGUGAACAUUUCUUCGUUGAUGCUCGGGAAGCAGGCUCACGCUUACGUCAUCAGACACGGGCUCUUCGAGGAGACGUUGCUAGGUAACGCGCUUAUAAACAUGUACUCUCAAUGCGGGACUGUGCAAAAGUCUCUUCAAGUGUUCAACCAGAUGUCUGAAAAGGACGUCGUGUCAUGGAACUCUCUGAUCUCUGCGUACGCGAGGCACGGGGGAGGAGAGAGCGCGGUUGUUGCUUUCAAGACGAUGCAAGAGGAAGGAGAAGUGGAUGCCGAUGCAGCCACGUUCACAGCGGUUCUCUCUGCUUGUAGUCACUCCGGUUUGGUCGAAGAGGGGCUUGAGAUCUUUAACUCGAUUGCGAAACCGAGUGCGGAUCAUUUUUCGUGCUUGGUGGACCUUCUUGGUCGGGCGGGUUACCUGGAUGAAGCGGGAAGCUUGGUGAAGAAGAUGAGCGGGUGUAGGGUAGAUGCGUUGUGGGGUUUGUUUAGUGCUUGUGCUGCUCAUGGAGAUUUGAAGCUGGGGAAGAUGGUUGCUAGGUUGCUAAUGGAACAGGAGAAGGAUGAUCCUUCCUCGGUUUAUGUUCAACUGUCGAAUAUUUACGCAGGGGCUGGUUUGUGGAAAGAAGCAGAAGAGACUAGAGAAGCCAUGAAUCUGAUUGGUGGAGCUAUGAAGCAACGAGGUUGCAGCUGGAUGAGAUUGUGAUCCGAUUUGGUUUACAUUACAAAUAUGUAUAUUUACUUAAUACCGUAUGUAUUAAAUGUGGAUUAAAGCAAAUCCCGUUCAUGCAUGCAUGCUCUUGUAACAUUUAUUACAAUAAUAACCAUAACACUGUAACAAGCAUGUCUCCUCUUUGAUUGUU